UCAUCAUAGGCCAUUUGAUUUGAUAGUGCGCCGAAAAGGAAUGCGAUGAGUAAGGUGGUGCAUACCCCCCCACCUUUGCUAGGUCCCGGUACAACCUGAAAUGAAAUGGCUACAUAUGGCGCUAAACGCACGCAAAAGUCACCUCAGAUUUUGACCUGGAAUUCAGUGGGAAUAGGCCCUAAAAUGGCCGAAGCCGAUCUCGAUCCAGAGGGGCUCGACCUCGAAGAUCCCCAAGCCUGGAUCAGUCACAAUUACCGAGAACACCUCAUAACCAAAGUCGAAAAAUGGAACCCCAUUUGGGACCAAGCACCGCAAGCCGAUGUCUUCAGCUAUUGUAUAAGCAUCGCACAACUGCAACGCAUGCGGAUACAGCGACUACAAAUACAACUUGCAUCAGCUGCAAGAAAAGCAUAUGAAGGUGCAGAUACAGACAAUGACUGGAAAGAUUGGGAUAAAAUUCUUAGUGAAUAUGUUUCUGCAGUCCAAGAACAUGACUACAUGGAACAACGCGGAUCAGGCGGGAGAGACCCUUUUCUGAUAACAGGAGAGCGUUAUAUGGACAGGAAGGUUCUUGAACAGGUCAUGCAUGGCUUCCAACUUUCGGAAUCGACUGAUUCGAAUCCGACUGGUGAACCUUCGCUACGAGUAUGGCAAACAACUCGACGGGCCCCUGUUCCGACACGAGGAGACAACCGGCUGAAGAAGCUUCUGGCCCGGAUUGGUAUAGCUGCUAUCGGGACUGCGUUUCUCAUUGUCCCGAUGUGGCUGUUGAUAUGGGUUGUGUGGGAAGACACCUGGGUGGCGCUGUGGUCGACAACCAUUUUUGUUGCUGUGUUUGGGGUGCUGAUGGCGUGUGUACUGGAGAAUGAAAUUGCGGUUCUCUCAGCAUCUGCGGCUUAUGCAGCUGUGCUAGUGGUCUUUGUCGCCCUUGUUGCGGAACAGGCCCGGGGUCAAGAUGAGAAGGGUUCACAAUCAGAAAAUGUAUUCUGUGGUUGAACACCAUGGCCAGUUAUUAGCUU
Podospora pseudocomata is the source of this 1019-nucleotide messenger RNA. RefSeq lists its product as uncharacterized. The transcript is spliced from 2 exons. The record is from RefSeq and is a predicted model, not a curated record. The coding region runs from base 106 to 996 and encodes 296 amino acids. Lineage: Eukaryota; Fungi; Ascomycota; Sordariomycetes; Sordariales; Podosporaceae.